Molecule: messenger RNA, 2282 nt
Organism: Cololabis saira (Pacific saury)
Lineage: Eukaryota; Metazoa; Chordata; Actinopteri; Beloniformes; Belonidae
Product: vascular endothelial growth factor C-like
Exons: 8
Coding region: 1029-2252 (407 amino acids)
Biological process (GO): positive regulation of endothelial cell proliferation; induction of positive chemotaxis; vascular endothelial growth factor receptor signaling pathway
Cellular component (GO): membrane
Molecular function (GO): vascular endothelial growth factor receptor 3 binding; chemoattractant activity; growth factor activity
Source: RefSeq, a predicted model, not a curated record
GAACGAGUCCAGGGUGAUUUAAAUACUCCGGAGAGCUGGAGAUGGCACGUUUUGGGGGGAAACUAAAGUGUGCCAUUGCCGUGGAGCUGCGUGCUUCUGCAGAGCCUGCAAUUUCACAAAGAAAAAAUAAGAGUGAGGCUGAUGAAAAUUCACAUUCUCUCCGUCCCUUCACUCCGCCCACAAGAUCCAAGCCUUCCAUUCUUGUAUUUUUUCUCAUUCACUCCAGCGGGACGACUGAGAGAAGGCCGCACAUCCACACUAUUUGGACAAGAACUUAACACCAAAAGCCCAUUUUGCAACAGGAUUGGAAAUAAGAGCUUUUUCUACUCUAUUUUUGUUUUUCCCUCUUUGAUGCUUUUCUAAGGAUCACACAACCUGGCAGAGAAGUUGGGACUAAUUCAGAAAGCCACAAAAAGACCAAAAGAGAAAGAGGGCUUUUCCAUGAAGGCUUUUGAAAACGAAACAGGGGACUGAUAGAACGGUGUCAGCAGUGUGCACAGCUGUUGUGUGAGGAGAAGGGAAAAUAAAGAGAUAAAGGAGGUAAGGAGGUGCACAAGUGUGAAGGGCGAGGAGAGGAAACUGGCGAGGACGACCAAGGCUGGAGAGAAAGGGAGAUAAAUGGGACACUGAGGGGUUACUCAAGUCGAAGGCCAAGAAAGAUAUAAAGACAAACCCAAACAGAGACACCUGACACAGAAUUAGCAGCCAGAAUGGAGGUGAAGCAAGACAGGGGGAGAAGUCUCUUCUGAAGAGAAAAGGAAGGAGUUGCACUCGACCUGAAGGAGAGGAGAAGGUUUCCUCAUCAUGAUUGAUUCAGCUGAUCUCCCAGUUUCCAACAACCUGUGCAGGAAGAGCAACUUCGUCCCGGGAUAAUAUGAAGAGAAGAGCACAGAGAUUCCUGUCGAAUCUGCUCUAACCCUCCUGCUCCUUCUGAUUCACCUCUUCCCUGUCAUCACCAAGCUCCACACUCACCAACGUCCUUCUCGUCUGCCCUGAUAUCUCCUCUCUCCCCUCUCCAUCCCCUCACUAUGUGGAUACCAGCUGUGAUCCUAUGGAUGCCUGUUAUCAGCAGUUUGUGCUCAGGACAAGACUAUCCAGACUAUUACCAAAGUGUAGACAUGGGCACACAGACUCCAGCGCUGUCAGACAACCAGCCCAGUUUGGAGACGGUGACCAGCAUGGAUCAGCUCUUACAGAUCCUCUACCCCGAAUACAGCCUGAUUCAGCACUGCAUGAGGAAAAAGUCAUGGCAUGCCCUUCCUCCUUCCUCCUCUUCUUCUUUCUCAUCUUUUCUAACCUCUUCAGUGAGCCCCUAUGUCCGGUCUAAAAGCGACGACAUGUGGAAGGGGGAGCCGCUUUAUAAACUGGAUGGCAACUGGGAAGUUAUCCUCGAGGAGUUCCAGCGCACCUCGUGUCAGCCCAGGGAGGUGUGCGUCGAGGUCGCCAAAGAAUACCCAGAAUCCACCAGUCAGUUAUACUUCCCUCGCUGUGUUGCCCUGCAUCGCUGCGGCGGAUGCUGCAGGGACGAGUCCUUUUACUGCACCAACACGAGUUACACGCUCGUUAACAAGACACUGUUGGAGCUAUCUCCGGCCAGGAUGGAUCCGGGAUCGGUCGGCAUGGUUACCUUCAUCAACCACACUUCGUGCGAAUGCCUUUCCAAGCGGCCGCUCCACUCCAUCAUAAGACGGGCGGCGCCGGAUCACCUGUGCUCCCCUCCCGAGCUGCCCUGCGCCCCAGGAUCGCUGUGGGAUCCUCUGAACUGCGUGUGCGUCUCCGUAGACACGAUCAACUACUCUCGGAGGGAAACAGCGCUGGGAUCCGGUCUGCUGGCUCUCUGUGGGCCCAACAGGGUUCUGGAGGAGUCCACCUGCGAGUGCGUCUGCCAGAACGGACUGACGGAGGCCAGCUGUGACCCGGGCUGGAAACUGGACCACAACACCUGUGAGUGCCAGUGUGAAGGCCGAGGUGAGGGGAAGGCGUGCCCGGCCGGCCAGCGCUGGGACGACGAGCUGUGUGGCUGCGUGUGUGCGGCGGACUGUCCCCGGAGUGAACCGCUGAACCCCGACACCUGCCUGUGUGAGUGCAGAGAGAGCCAACACUCGUGUUUGCGGCAGGGCAAGAGAUUCAUCCCCCACACCUGCAGCUGUUACAGGCAUCCUUGCAGAAAACCCAGAACUGUGUGCCAGGCUGGAUUUUACUACAGCUAUCAUGUCUGUCAGUGCAUCCCCAACCACAUGAAGUGGAACUGAACGAAGAGUGCGGGCAGAAAUAAAGGACUG